Messenger RNA from Amoebophrya sp. A25, 780 nucleotides. NCBI's taxonomy places the organism in Eukaryota, Dinophyceae, Syndiniales, Amoebophryaceae. The record is from the annotation of a GenBank genome assembly.
GUGGAAACCGCCAUUGUGAAACAUUAUGGCAAAGGUUUACACAAGGAGUUAGUCGGGCUCCGCGAUGUCUUGCGUAGUCGCGCUGGCUUGUUGAAUAUGCGUGCUCUGCUGCGCUCGUACGAGCGACGACCAGACCCGCUGCGGCCUUCGAAAGAGCAACUUCUGCUGUGGGAGGCCCAUGUCCACGUGGGCGUGCAAUGCGAAGCCGUUGAGUUAUGCCUAAAAAUUGUUCUGAAUUUCAUCUUUCACUGCAUAUUUGGUCCCUUCUAGAGACAGAGAGUUCUCCUACUACUUGAAUACCCUCAAAGAUCAGAUGCCUGCAGGCCAAAGAUGCCAUGUGCACUGGACAGCCCUAAUUGUAUCCCAGAAGUACUUUGCUGGUCGAGGCCAUUAUGUUCUGCCACGCUUGCAUCAGAUCUCCUUGGAACAGCGCAAGGCCUUGGGCAACUUCGACUUUUUCGAGAAAAACCCACGUGCACUGAAGGCUGCUCUGAUCAUCCCUUCUGACCUGGCAGGUGUCCUCGCGAGAUUUGAAGCCUCGACGCGUAACACUGAUCAUGGCGGUGCUGCUAACAUUAAGGCAGUGGUGGUCAUGACUUUAGCUCUUUCUGCAGAAUGUUGUAUCUUCUAUCGAUAGACCCGGUAAUGUGGGCUUUUAUGAUAUGACCCUAUAGAUUUUCAGACAGUCACAUUUCGAGUGAUUGUUCAUUCUAACAACAGCCAUCAGCGUGCGAUGCUUUUGGGCGCUCGCACGGUCCCGGCUCCUGCAUUGCCUGCAGU